CUGACGGUCUGCGCUCUUUCUGUUUCAUGAACCCAAUCGCACCCACUUCCGUUUUUCCCAAUAUGGCGCCGCGCACUGGCUUACCUGUCUGUCAGAACGAACGGCUCAAUAGAGCGGCUUGGUGCAGUCACGUUUGCGUCAUCGGAGGAGGGAGGGGCAAAUACACCAUGGAGUGUGUUGGAGAGACAGAAUGUACUCUGUGUGAAAAAAAGGUUUCAAAAGCACAGCGCUGCAAAGGGGCCCAGCCUAAGGAUAAGAUUGGGUACCCAAGCACGGCUAAAAUCUCCAAAACCGCACCAGGUUGGGAAGGGACUGCUGUUGUUGACGGGCAAUUUAAAACAAUCAAACUGGCGGAUUAUCUUGGGAAAUACUUAAUUCUCCUCUUCUAUCCACUGGAUUUCACAUUUGUCUGUCCCACGGAAAUCACGGCCUUCAGUGACCGCGUUGAAGACUUCCGUGCCAUCAGCACUGAGAUUGUGGCCUGCUCUGUGGACUCACCGGUUGCUCACAUGGCCUGGACCAGCACACCCAGGGAACAGGGGGGACUGGGGCCUGUGACGUUCCCCUUGUUGUCAGAUGUAACGCAUCAAAUAUCUAAGGACUACGGGGUGUAUUUGGAAGAACAUGGUCACACACUAAGAGGUCUGUUCAUCAUCGAUGGAAAAGGGGUUCUGAGGCAGCUGACUAUCGAUGACCCUCCCGUUGGGCGCUCUGUGGACGAGACGCUGCGGCUGGUACAAGCCCUCCAGCACACGGACGAGCACGGGGAAGUGUGUCCUGCAGGCUGGAAACCGGGCAGUAAAACGAUAAAGCCUGAGGAAGCUCGGAGAGAGUGGUGGCCAAGAGAGGAGUUGUAAAUGACACAUCACUUUGGGAAGCUAAUGUUUUGUGAACAGUGGCGAACCGGAAGCAAGACACAGCUCCUCGUUUUAAACAUUGAAAAAUUACAUAUAAAGUUAACAAAUAAUGCC
This is a messenger RNA of Alosa sapidissima (American shad), 971 nucleotides long. Its product is annotated as peroxiredoxin-4-like. Lineage: Eukaryota; Metazoa; Chordata; Actinopteri; Clupeiformes; Clupeidae. Gene Ontology annotation, cellular component: cytosol; endoplasmic reticulum. Gene Ontology annotation, molecular function: thioredoxin peroxidase activity. The transcript is spliced from 9 exons. The record is from RefSeq and is a predicted model, not a curated record. Gene Ontology annotation, biological process: cellular response to stress; response to oxidative stress; cell redox homeostasis. The coding region runs from base 27 to 857 and encodes 276 amino acids.